CUGGUGAAAAGCUACUGACAAUCUCGCGCAACACUUCAUCGGACAGUUCACCAACUUUAAACCUGCAUAUCACUGAGUGGGCCCCUCUGUUGAUGACAUUCCUAACUGUCACCUAGAUGCUUCCAUGACCAGGGUUGAAAGCCUGACCUGAAACCUCACUUGUGUAUGGCACCCCCCUGGUUUAAACCUACACAAACCAACCUUGAGGGGGUUGCUAUUUGGAGUUAAAUAUGUUUCAUCUGAUCAAGAAAGACAAGGAGGAGAGGAAGAAGGACAAAAAGGACAAAAAGGAGAGGAUGUCCCAGGCAGAGCUGAAUAGUCUGGAGGAAACGAGCCAGCGGCGGGGCUUCUUCAACCUCCACCGAGGAGGCUCUAAGCGGGACAACAAAGGCAAGCUGGAGAUCUCCAGCCCCAUCCCUAUUAAGGUAGCCAGCAACACAGAGCUCAGCCUUACUGAUCUAGAUGCUGAUCGCUUCAGCAGCCGUGGCAGCAUGGUCCUGGACUUGGGCCAGAUGAGUGCCGCCAGCUCCAGUGAUGACAUCAAGGGGGAGUGGGGACAGGAUCCCUGUCGCACCUCUGUUAAGGAGCGAGCGGCAAAGUUCGGCAGCCUGGCAAAGCAGAACUCCCAGGUGGGCCAGGUCGUGAAGUGCUUUUCCUCCCAUAAAAACAAAGAGGAGAGUGUCUCUGAGGCCUCCACACCAAGCUCAACACAACCAUCUCCCCAGAUAGAGAACAAGGUGUUUGACCACCACAGACAUGACUCCCAUCUGCAUCUCCAGGGCCACGGCAGGGCUGGGAAGAGGGUUCAUAUCCCAGAGGUGGUGGAGAAGACCUUCCCGGCAGACCUGCAGCUGCCUGGAGUCUUGGCGCUGCCCAUGCCCGAGACCAGGGAACUGGAGCUACAGCGCCGCAACACAGGAGACUUUGGCUUCUCCUUGCGCCGCACAACCAUGUUGGACCAGCAGCCUGAUGGUGGGGCCUACCGCCGCGUGGUUCACUUUGCUGAGCCUGGAGCCGGGACCAAGGACCUGGCGCUGGGGCUGGUGCCUGGAGACAGGUUGGUUGAGAUCAACGGGCACAACGUGGAGAGUAAGAGCCGGGACGAGAUCGUGGAGAAGAUCCGUCAGUCUGGGGACUCUGUGAGGCUGAAGGUGCAGCCCAUUGUGGAGCUGAGUGAGCUGAGUCGCUGCUGGCUGAGGAACAACAGAGAGGCCUACGACGUGAAGACUGAGGAGCAGAUAGCUGCUGAGAAGGCCUGGUACGGGACUGAGAAAGUAUGGCUGGUUCACAAGGAUGGAUUUUCCUUGGCGACCCUGUUGAAGACGGAGCCAGGCAGUCUGCCAGAGGGGACAGUCAAGAUCAGACUGGAGAGCGACGGCUCGUUGCUGGAUGUGGAUGAGGAUGAUGUGGAGAAGGCAAACCCUCCAUCAUUUGACCGCGUGGAGGACCUGUCCUCACUGCAGUACCUCAAUGAGUCCAGUGUGAUGCACUCCCUGCGCCAGCGCUACGGGGGCAACCUCAUCCACACCCAAGCUGGACCCAACAUGGUGGUCAUCAACCCCAUCAGCGCUCCCUCCAUGUACUCUGAGAAGGUGAUGCACAUGUUUAAGGGGUGCAGGAGGGAGGACACAGCACCUCACAUCUAUGGCGUGGCCCAGUCAGCCUAUAGGAACCUGUUGACCACGCGUCAGGACCAGUCCAUUGUGCUGCUGGGAAAGAGCGGUAGCGGUAAGACCACCAACUGUCAACACCUGGUCCAGUACCUGGUCACCAUCGCCGGCAGCACUGGCAAGACCUUCUCUGUGGAGAGGUGGCAGGCAGUCUACACCAUCCUGGAGGCCUUUGGGAACAGCUCCACCUCCAUGAAUGGAAACGCCAGUCGCUUCUCUCACAUUGUGUGCCUGGAUGUUGACCAGGCUGGUCAGGUGGCCUCUGCCUCCAUUCAGACCAUGCUGCUAGAGAAGCUAAGAGUGACCAGGAGGCCAGAGGGAGAGUCCACUUUCAAUGUCUUCUACUAUAUGAUGGCUGGAGCUGACAGCUCUCUCAAGACGAAGCUGCACUUCAACCACUUUGCUGAAAACAGUGCUUUCGGAAUCGUGCCUCAACCCAAGUCUGAAGACAAGCAGCGGGCCUCCCAGGAGUUCACCAAGCUGCAGGCAGCCAUGAAGGUCCUGGGCAUCAGUGGGGAGGAGCAGAGGGCCUUCUGGCUAGUCCUGGGGGCCAUCUACCACCUAGGAGCUGCAGGAGCCACCAAGGACGCAGACAAAGCCGGUAGGAAACAGUUUGCACGUCAUGAAUGGGCGCAGAAGGCUGCCUACCUGCUGGGCUGCACUCUAGAAGAGCUCUCCUCCUCCAUCUUCAAGCACCAGGCCAAGGGCCCCCUGCCCAGAGCCAGCUCUAUACGUCAGGGGACAGACGAUGCAGCAGGAGACUUCUCAGGUUCCAAGGCCACAGCCAUGGAGUGUUUAGAAGCCAUGGCAUCUGGGCUGUACUCAGAGCUCUUCACCCUCCUCGUCUCCCUCAUCAACCGUGCUCUGAAGUCCAGCCAGCACUCUCUGUGUUCCCUGCUCAUCGUGGACACCCCGGGCUUCCAGAACCCUCGCCUGGUCAAGCGGGAGCGCGGAGCCACCUUUGAAGAGCUCUGCCAUAACUACACCCAGGAGCGCCUGCAGACACUGUUCUAUCAGCGCACCUUUGUACAGGAGCUAGAGAGAUACAAAGAGGAAAACAUAGAGCUCGCGUUAGAUGACAUGGAGCCCAGCACAUCUCUGUCUGUAGCUGCAGUAGACCAAGCGCCAAGUCAAGCCCUGGUGCGGACGCUGAGGACUGAUGAGGCUCGGGGCCUGUUGUGGCUGAUGGAAGAGGAGGCUCUGCAGCCUGGGGGUUCAGAGGAUACUCUACUAGGACGCCUCUUCAUUUACUAUGGCCAUGCUGAGGGAGAGAGCAAAGGUCACACCUUGUUGCUGAAGAGUGGGAAGCCGCAUCACUUUCUGUUGGGUCACAGUCAUGGGACAGACUGGGUGGAGUAUGAUGCCCGUGGUUGGCUGAGCCAUGCCAAACAGAACCCUGCCUCUACCAACGCAGGGAGUCUCCUGCAGGACUCCCAGAAGAAGAACAUUAGUGGUCUGUUUAUGAGCCGAGGAGGCGGGGCCACCACCCUGUCAGGCUCCAUCGCCGGCCUGGAGGGUGUUUCCCAGCUGGCCUUGCGGCGCGCCACCAGCAUGAGGAAGACUUUCACCACUGGAGUGGCAGCCGUCAAGAAGAAGUCCCUCUGCAUCCAGAUCAAACUACAAGUGGACGCUCUGCUGGACACUGUGCGGAGGUCCAGGGUUCACUUUAUCCACUGCUUGCUGCCCAAUGCUGAUGCCCUGCGGGCAGGCAGAGGGGAGUUGGAGGCCCAGGGGGAGAGAGGAGACUCUGGCCUGAUGCAGCUGGAUGUUGUCCUGCUCCGGUCUCAGCUCCGCGGCUCCAAGCUGCUGGACGCUCUCAGAAUCUAUAGACAAGGAUACCCUGAUCACAUGGUCUUCUCCGAAUUCUGCCGCCGCUUCGACGUGCUGGCACCACACCUGACCAAGAAACUUGGCCGCAACUACAUAGUGAAGGAUGAGAAGAAGGCUGUGGAGGAGCUGCUAGAGUCCCUGGACCUGGAGAAGAACAGCUAUCACAUGGGACUGAGCAGGUUGUUCUUCAGAGCAGGGACCUUGGCAAAACUGGAGGAGCAGAGGGAUGAGCAGACCAGACACAACAUCACCCUGUUCCAAGCAGCCUGCAGUGGAUACCUGGCCAGACAGGCCUUCAAGAAGAGGGAGACCCAUGACCUGGCCAUCCGCUGCAUCCAGAAGAACAUCAAGAAGAAUAAAGGCGUGAAGGGCUGGCCCUGGUGGAAGCUGUUUACCACUGUACGGCCCCUCAUUGAGGUGCAGAUCACAGAGGAACAGAUCAGAGGAAAAUGUGAGGAGAUCCAGCAUCUGAAGGGAAAGCUGGAGAAGAUGGAGAAAGAGAGAAACGAAGUGAGAUUGAACAGUGAUCAACUGGAGAGCAGGAUCUCAGAGUUGUCAGCAGAGCUUGCAGACGAGAGGAACGCCGGAGAGUCGGCUUCCCAGCUGCUAGAGACCGAGACGUCUGAGAGACUGAGACUGGAGAAAGACCUGAAGGACCUGCAGGCUACGUUUGACUUAAUGAAGAAGCAGAUGGAGUGUAUGGAGAUGGAGGUGAUGGAGGCUCGUCUCCUCAGGACAGCAGAGCUCAAUGAGGACGUGGACGAUGAUGAUGAUUCAGGAGGAGAGUGGCGUCUGAAGUACGAACGAGGCAUCCGGGAGACUGAGUUCACCAAGAAGAGACUUCAGCAGGAGUUUGACGACAUGCUCGAGACUGAGCAGCAGAGUAAAAGACCUCUGGAGAGGAAGCUGACUGACCUGCAGGCGGACAACGAUGAAGUGCAGCGCUCUGUGCAGCAGCUGAAGAAGAAGUGUAGCAGACUGACGGCUGAGCUGCAGGACACCAAGCUGCACCUGGAGGGCCAGCAGAGCCGCAACCACGAGCUGGAGAAGAAACAGAGGAAGUUUGACUUUGAGCAGAGCCAGGCCCAGGACGAGGUGCUGAGAGAGAGGACACAGAGAGAGAAGCUGGGCCGGGAGAGAGACAUGAUGACAGGGGAGCUUUUAAGUCUGUGCCAGCAGCUGCAGGACAAGGACAUGGAGCUGUGUGCCAUCCAGCUGAAGGUGGAGCAUCUGGAGGCAGAGCUAAAGGACCUGUCGUCCCAGGAGUCCAAGGAUGAGUCGUCAUUGUCCAAGACCAAGAAGACGUUCCGCGACCUGGAAGCCAAGGUCAAAGACCAGGAGGAGGAGCUGGAUGAGCAGGCCGGGACCAUCCAGAUGUUGGAGCAGGCCAAGCUACGUCUGGAGAUGGGGAUGGUGAGUCUGCGGCAGACCCACUCUAAAGACAUCGAUGGCAAGGAUGAGGAGGUGGAGGAGAUCAGGCAGUCCUGCAGUAAGAAGCUGAAGCAGAUGGAGGUCCAGCUGGAGGAGGAGUAUGAUGACAAGCAGAAAGUCCUGCGUGAGAGGAGAGAGCUGGAGGCCAAGCUGCUGUCUGCCCAGGACCAGAUGGGCUGCAGGGACGUGGAGACCGAGAAGAGGCUGAGGAAGGACCUGAAACGCACCAAGGUGCUGCUGGCUGACGCCCAGAUCAUGCUGGACCACCUGAAGAACAACGCCCUCAGUAAGAGAGAGACCGCCCAGCUCAAAAACCAGCUGGAGGAGUCAGAGUUCACGUGUGCGGUGGCGAUGAAGUCUCGCAAGGGCAUGGAGAUAGAGAUCGAGGACCUGCACAUCAAGAUGGAGGAAGUGGUCAAAGUCAAGAUGUCGCUUGAGGAGCAGGUGUCACGUCUGCAGAGGGAGAAGAAUGACCUGCAGUCUCGUAUGGAGGAGGACCAGGAGGACAUGAAUGAGCUGAUGAAGAAACACAAGGCUGUCGUCUCCCAGUCUGCCAGAGACCUGGCCCAGAUCAGUGACAUCCAGGUCCAGCUAGAGGAAGCCAUGAAGGAGAAGCAGGAGAUCCGGGACAAGUUGCAGUCCCUGCAGAGCCAGCUGGAGUUCCAGGAGCAGUCCAUGGUGGAGAAGUCUCUGGUCAGCAGGCAGGGGGCCAAGAUCCGCGAGCUGGAGACCAAGUUGGAGUACGAGAGGACCCAGAUCAAACGCCUGGAGAGCCUGACUGGCCGUCUUAAGGAGAACCUGGAGAAGAUGACAGAGGAGAGAGACCACCGCGGGAAUGGAGAGAUCAGGGAGAAGGAGCAGAACAAACGUGUGCAGAGACAGAUGAGGGACAUCAAAGAGGAGAUGGCUGAGCUGUCCAAGAAGGAGUCUGAGGCCAGCCGCAAAAAGCACGAGCUGGACAUGGACAUAGAGAGUCUGGAGGCAGCCAAUCAGAGCCUGCAGUUGGACCUCAAGCUGGCAUUCAAGAGGAUCGGAGACCUGCAGGCCGCUAUUGAAGACGAGAUGGUCGACAGUGACGGAGAAGAUGACCUCAUAAACAAUGGUGACGACUUGGACACGGACUCAGAGGUGGAGGACAGUGUGGACGAUGUUAAGUCCUGGCUGUCCAAGAAUAAGGGAUCCACCAAGACCCUGUCAGCUGAGGGCAGUCUGAAGAGCUCCAGCCGUCCUCUGUACCGGAGACACCUCAGUGUAGAGAAGGAGAGGGGUUCCAGCAGACACUCCGGGAAGGAAAGUGACGAUGAUGCAAUGCUGACCACAGCGUAACAGAGACUAAUGCUACAUCUCGCUCUUUAACCACCAACCUACACGUACAUACCAGAGACGGAUGUACCAUCCUUUAUAUGCUCAUAAUACCCCUCCCCCAUACCAUCCUCAUAUGAACGUCAGUGAGCAAUGCUAGCGAGCACCAGAGGCAAGAGCAGGGGAAAGUCAGAGUGCACAUACAGCUUCUAUUGAAAUAAAACAUGUUAUAGCCAUUUUCACUUGCGACUAAGAGCUUUGAAAAGAACAAUCUCUCACAUCUCUCACAACAUAUUUUCCACCUGAGCUCUACAGCUUUGAAGUGAUAUAGAGGUUUAUCACCACUGACUUUAAGAUUGCAUCUGCUUUUCAUAGGCUUUCUCAUACUUUUGUACCAUUUCAGCCAGUAGUUUUGAAAGUGGUGCUCACGAGCCGAAAGUGUUCCCUGUUUUUUGGGUAGUACGUCAUAAUGUCAUAUGUUAUGAAUCCAAUUUGUGCAAUAUGUUAUGAAUUUGGAUCCCGGAGUGCAUCUUUAAGCUCCUGUUGUCAUCUCUGUUUGAGGGCUGGAGAGCUUGUGAUUUAUUCAAAUGACUGUAUCAGGCUGUCUCCCUACAACCUGACUUCUCACUGCAAGUCCAUAUGCCUGACACUCCAGCAUAUCCUCCUUACCACUUAGAAAUGCACUUGUCUCCUCAACAUGUGUUUGGACUGUCUGCUCUUGCGCUUCAAGGGAUAUUUAGCCAAUAUCAGUGUAUAGAAGAAAGAAAGACAAGUAUUUAACUUGCUUCAAUACUGUUUUGAUUUUUAAUGGUUCUUAGAGAAUGGGAGAGAGAGCUGCUGUGAAGGGAUAGGGCUUUAUGUCAUAUGCGUUGGGUCUGGUACAUUUGCAUAUAGUAGUUCAUGCUGGAAUGGUUUUGGUCUGGCUCGUUUGAAGCUGCUCCAUGCAUUUUGUUUCUUCCUGUCAUUCUGUUGGUUUUCAAAGGGAUUGCAUUUACUAUCUGCUAUGACGGGGGCUUUCUAGGGAUCUUGUUCUCUUUCUUUAGCUAUCAAGAUAUACAUGCACUGGAUAUCAAGGGGGAAAAAGGGGUUUUAUGAGGCAAAUUGUCAUAGUGCUAUAAUCCCCCUGUCCCUCAUGGGGGGGGGGGGGCAGCAUGUUUGCAACAGAAGGUCUGAUAUAAUCCCUGGAUGAAUUGUCUCAUGUAGGAUAUAGAUGUGUCGUUCAACUAAUUGGGUGCCUUUUGAGUAGUGUAACACCUCAUUUUAAAAUUCUGUCAUAAAGAGCACAUGCGCCUUCAUAAAAAACAUGUUUUCCUGUCUCAAGACGGGAAACAGGGAGGCGCAAUUGAAAGUAAGCUUCACAAAAAAGUAUCAUUGUUAAAUGUCUAUUCUGUCUACCUUACGGUAACGGAGUUGACAUGUUAUGUUCAACCAGUUCACUUUUCCACCACAAAACACCAGAACAUGGCUGAAAAUAGAACCAGCUCACCUGCUUUUCCACUAGGAUUUUACUAUUAGAUGUUCAAUGUUUCUUUUAGAAGAAAAUAUAUAAAAAUGAAUAUUUUCACCACAUUAAAAUGAGAGUUCAGUUCACAUAGCAGGGUUGACCAUAAAGGAGACCCAUUUUUAUUUUUUACAACCAAAUCUCAAAAAGGUCCAGACAACUUUUUGUGAUUUCACAUGUUUUUGAGAAACUUACUCCAAACAGCAAAUCACUCAUCCUCGUUGUGUAGUAUGUGGGCCAACAAAACACAUAAACAAAGGCUCCAAAAACACUGAAAUAUGUCCUUUUCGAAACAUCAAAGCUCUCAGUAUAGUGAUACAGGUCUUUAGAUGUUGUACACAUGAAAUUGUCAUUCCGAACCUUUUCCGCAAUGUUUUAUUCCAAUUUGUUGCGACUCGAUCGAUACCGCUUUGUAAAUGGGUGAUACAAAGCAUGUAGUCUAUUGAAAGCAUUGGUAGCUUCUCCACAGGAAGUUCCAGCCCCUCGUAGAAGAGCUUUUCAGGCAGCUUGUGGUGGCCCAACACCCUAUUAAGACACAAUGUUGGUGUUUUCUUUAUUUUGAAAUAGAGAUUUGGUUGUAAAAAAUAACCUCUCCUUUUAAAAUGAGGGACAGAUGUAAACAAAUCAUUAAUCAAAUGAAAUAAAUAUUAUUCUUCAGAAAUAGCUUUUUGUCAAAGCAACAAAAUAACUAGGGCUUAACCACAAUGGUGAACACGGGAGAAAUGUUGGGAUUAAGAGGGUUAAGGGACAUGUCGAAAUGAUGAAAAAACAUUUUUCAUCAUUUUAAAAUCUGAUUUAUUGAAUUCUCCAUGUGAUCUAUAUUAAAGGGCACUUAAAUGAAUAUAAGUAUUUUAAAAAUGUAAUAUUGGUGCACAGUUUCUACUUAAAAUAUUAAAGGGAUGCAAAAGGCUCUAAUUUCAUGGAACGAAUUUGGCCUCACUGAGUGACAAUGAUAUCCUUUAGUUUAACCUUAUGCAUUUUCAGUCGUAAAUAUGGAAUUAUGUAUCUCUAUGUCCACAAGUGUGUUUUCAUGUGUCCAUAUCUCCAUUGCUCCUGUCUGUUCAUGUGCAUUAGAAGGAAAUGUUUAAAGUGUGUGGGACAGACUAUUUUGCAUAUCUUCUCAUUGGGAGCUUAACUCUGCAUAUCUUUUCCCAUUUCCUGUUUUUCUAUGCAUUCGAUAAAAAUAUGAAUACGGAACAUAGGAUAAUUUGAUGUCAAUGCUUCUGAGUAGUGAUUUGUUAAAUAAAAUGUAUGUUUGCAUUUUUGGUUUUACACACAUAAUAUAUACAAUGUUUGAAAUGAUUAUGAUUCAUCAUAGCUUUUCAAACUGGUUUGUUUAUUUUCAUUAUUGAACAAUUUACCACUUGUGAUAGGAAUUAUUUUUGCUUUAGUUUUAAUGUAAAUAAAUGCAGGUGUUUG
Molecule: messenger RNA, 9153 nt
Organism: Oncorhynchus masou masou (cherry salmon)
Lineage: Eukaryota; Metazoa; Chordata; Actinopteri; Salmoniformes; Salmonidae
Product: unconventional myosin-XVIIIa-like
Exons: 40
Coding region: 231-6257 (2008 amino acids)
Biological process (GO): actomyosin structure organization
Cellular component (GO): cytoplasm; myosin filament; myosin II complex
Molecular function (GO): actin filament binding; ATP binding; cytoskeletal motor activity
Source: RefSeq, a predicted model, not a curated record